Messenger RNA from Coturnix japonica (Japanese quail), 8680 nucleotides. It is a transcript of the gene ERBB4, whose product is annotated as erb-b2 receptor tyrosine kinase 4. Lineage: Eukaryota; Metazoa; Chordata; Aves; Galliformes; Phasianidae. Gene Ontology annotation, cellular component: signaling receptor complex; basal plasma membrane; plasma membrane. The record is from RefSeq and is a predicted model, not a curated record. Gene Ontology annotation, molecular function: ATP binding; transmembrane receptor protein tyrosine kinase activity; epidermal growth factor receptor binding. Gene Ontology annotation, biological process: negative regulation of apoptotic process; protein phosphorylation; neurogenesis.
UGAGGCGGCGGCGCUGAGGAGGAGGAGGAGGAAGAGGCGGCGGCGGCGCGAUGCCGGCGGCGGCCGGGGGGCUGCUUUGGUGGAGCUGCUGCGUGCUGGCCGCGGCGGCCGGCGCCCCGAGGGCUAUCGCGGCGCAGGCAGUGUGCGCUGGCACAGAGAACAAGCUGAGCUCCCUCUCUGACCUGGAGCAGCAGUACCGGGCCCUGCGCAAAUACUAUGAGAACUGCGAGGUAGUUAUGGGCAACCUAGAAAUCACCAGCAUCGAGCACAACAGAGACCUCUCCUUCCUGCGGUCUAUCAGAGAAGUCACAGGCUACGUGUUAGUGGCUUUGAAUCAGUUUGAAUACCUGCCACUGGAGAACCUGCGCAUCGUUCGUGGGACCAAGCUGUAUGAAGACCGAUAUGCUCUGGCAAUUUUUCUCAACUACAGAAAGGAUGGUAAUUUUGGUCUCAGGGAACUUGGCUUGAGGAACUUGACAGAAAUACUGAAUGGAGGGGUGUAUGUUGGCCAGAACAAAUUCCUUUGCUUCGCAGACACCAUUCAUUGGCAGGAUAUUGUGCGUAACCCCUGGGCCUCCAACUUCACUUUGGUUCCAACAAAUGGCAGCUCGGGAUGUGGUCGAUGCCACAAGUCCUGCACGGGCCGAUGUUGGGGACCCACAGAGAAUCACUGCCAGACCUUAACAAAGACAGUGUGUGCAGAGCAGUGUGAUGGACGGUGCUACGGGCCCUACGUCAGCGACUGCUGCCACCGGGAGUGCGCUGGAGGCUGUUCUGGACCCAAAGACACUGAUUGCUUUGCCUGCAUGAAUUUCAAUGAUAGUGGAGCAUGUGUCACACAAUGCCCCCAGACAUUUGUGUACAAUCCUACUACCUUCCAACUGGAACAUAAUCACAAUGCCAAGUACACGUACGGGGCUUUUUGCGUCAAGAAGUGCCCACACAACUUUGUGGUAGAUUCCAGCUCUUGUGUCCGUGCAUGUCCAAGCUCCAAGAUGGAGGUUGAAGAAAAUGGUAUUAAGAUGUGUAAGCCCUGCACUGACAUUUGUCCUAAAGCGUGUGAUGGCAUUGGAACGGGGAGCUUAGUAUCAGCUCAGACUGUGGAUUCCAGCAACAUCGACAAGUUCAUAAACUGCACUAAGAUCAAUGGCAAUCUUAUCUUCCUUGUUACUGGGAUUCAUGGGGAUCCCUAUCACACAAUUGCUGCAAUUAAUCCUGAGAAAUUAAAUAUCUUCCAAACAGUGAGAGAGAUAACAGGGUAUUUGAACAUACAGUCGUGGCCUGAGAACAUGACUGACUUCAGGGUGUUUUCUAACUUGGUUACUAUUGGUGGAAGAGCUCUGUAUAGUGGCCUUUCCUUACUCAUCCUGAAGCAGCAAGGCAUUACCUCUUUACAGUUCCAGUCCUUGAAGCAGAUCAGCGCUGGUAACAUCUACAUAACAGACAACAGCAAUUUGUGCUACUACCACACAGUCAACUGGACCAGCCUUUUCAGCACACCCAGCCAAAAGACAGUCAUUCAUCGAAAUAAAAGAGCAGAGAACUGCACUGCUGAUGGAAUGGUGUGUAAUGAGUUAUGCUCAAGUGAUGGCUGCUGGGGGCCAGGGCCAGACCAGUGUCUCUCCUGCAAGCGCUUCAUUAGGGGGAGGACCUGCAUUGAAUCUUGUAACCUGUAUGAUGGGGAAUUUCGAGAGUUUGCAAAUGGUUCUGUUUGUGUGGAGUGUGAUCCCCAGUGUGAGAAGAUGGAAGACAACAUGAUCACGUGCUAUGGGCCGGGGCCUGACCACUGCACAAAGUGCUUCCAUUUUAAGGAUGGUCCGAACUGUGUGGAGAAAUGUCCUGAUGGCUUGCAGGGGGCAAACAGUUUCAUUUUCAAAUAUGCCGAUGAGGAUCGUGAGUGCCAUCCGUGUCAUCCAAAUUGCACCCAAGGGUGCAUAGGUCCGCGUAUCGAGGACUGCGUUGGCCUGAUGGAUAGGUGUAGAGGUCCCGCUAGUCAUGACUGCAUUUACUAUCCAUGGACACGACAGUCCACUUUACCACAACAUGCUAGAACCCCUUUGAUUGCUGCGGGAGUUAUUGGCGGCCUCUUCAUCAUCGUCAUCAUGGGCCUGACAUUCGCCGUGUACGUUCGACGCAAGAGCAUUAAAAAGAAGAGAGCAUUGCGGCGGUUCCUGGAGACUGAGCUUGUGGAACCCUUGACUCCAAGUGGUACAGCACCCAACCAAGCUCAGCUUCGCAUCCUGAAGGAAACUGAGCUGAAACGAGUGAAGGUUCUUGGCUCUGGAGCCUUUGGAACAGUAUACAAGGGUAUUUGGGUCCCCGAGGGAGAAACCGUUAAGAUUCCUGUGGCCAUUAAGAUCCUUAAUGAGACCACUGGUCCCAAAGCCAACGUGGAGUUUAUGGAUGAAGCUCUCAUCAUGGCCAGCAUGGACCAUCCACACCUGGUGAGACUCCUGGGGGUCUGCUUGAGCCCGACCAUCCAGCUUGUCACUCAGCUGAUGCCUCACGGCUGCCUGUUGGAUUACGUUCAUGAACAUAAGGACAACAUUGGCUCCCAGCUUCUGCUAAACUGGUGUGUCCAAAUAGCAAAGGGAAUGAUGUACCUGGAAGAGAGAAGACUUGUGCACCGGGACUUGGCAGCCCGCAAUGUCUUGGUGAAAUCACCAAACCACGUGAAGAUCACUGACUUUGGCCUGGCCAGACUUCUGGAAGGGGAUGAGAAGGAGUAUAAUGCUGACGGAGGGAAGAUGCCAAUUAAGUGGAUGGCUCUGGAGUGUAUACACUACAGGAAAUUUACCCAUCAGAGCGAUGUCUGGAGCUAUGGGGUCACUAUCUGGGAACUUAUGACCUUUGGUGGAAAGCCAUAUGAUGGGAUCCCAACUCGAGAGAUCCCAGACCUGCUGGAGAAGGGAGAGCGGUUGCCCCAGCCUCCAAUCUGCACUAUUGAUGUUUAUAUGGUGAUGGUGAAAUGCUGGAUGAUUGAUGCAGACAGUCGGCCUAAAUUCAAGGAGCUGGCUGCUGAAUUUUCUAGAAUGGCUCGAGACCCCCAGAGGUACCUGGUAAUUCAGGGAGACGAUCGUAUGAAGCUCCCCAGCCCAAAUGACAGCAAGUUCUUCCAAAACCUCCUUGAUGAGGAAGACCUGGAAGAUAUGAUGGAUGCUGAAGAGUAUCUCGUUCCUCAAGCUUUCAACAUCCCUCCUCCCAUCUACACUUCCAGGACAAGAAUUGAUUCCAACAGGAGUGAAAUUGGACACAGCCCUCCUCCUGCCUACACCCCUAUGUCAGGAGUCACGAUGUCGAAAUUUCCUUGCACGCCCUUGCUGAGAAGCAGAAUGAACCAGUUUGUGUACAGAGAUGGCGGCUAUGCUGCAGAGCAGGGAGUGCCGAUGCCAUACAGAGCUCCUGGCUGCAUCAUCCCAGAAGCCCCAGUUGCUCAAGGGGCAACGGCAGAGAUCUUUGAAGACACCUGCUGCAACGGCACACUGCGGAAGCAGGUGGCCACGCUGGCAAAGGAGGACAGCAGCACCCAGAGGUACAGCGCUGAUCCCACGGUCUUCAUACCAGAGCGGGUGAUUCGGGGAGAGCUGGAUGAGGAUGGCUAUAUGACGCCAAUGCGAGACAAACCCAAAACAGAUUACCUGAAUCCAGUGGAAGAGAAUCCGUUUGUCUCCCGACGAAAGAACGGAGAUCUCCAAGCUGUGGACAACCCAGAGUAUCACAGUGCUCCAAAUGGGCAGCCCAAAGCAGAGGAUGAGUAUGUGAAUGAGCCAUUGUACCUCAACACUUUUGCAAACACCUUGGAAAACGCUGAGUACCUGAAGAACAAUUUGCCAGAGAAAGCCAAGAAGGCCUUUGACAACCCAGACUACUGGAAUCACAGCCUGCCCCCACGAAGCACUCUCCAGCACCCGGACUACCUGCAAGAGUACAGCACAAAAUACUUUUACAAACAGAACGGACGGAUCCGGCCCAUUGUGGCAGAGAAUCCCGAAUACCUCUCCGAGUUCUCCCUGAAGCCUGGCACUGUGCUGCCCCCACCGCCCUACAGACACCGGAACACAGUGGUGUAGUAACCGUGGUCCUACAGAAGUGGAAAGGCAACCCCUUCUAGCUGCCUCACUCUCUCCCUUCUCUCCUCCCUACUUCCCUUUUUUCCUUCCAUGAGCUUCCUCUUCUUGCCAGUUCGCUCAUUUUUGCUAUUUCCAAGUGAAAGGAUGUCCUGGAGUCAUUUGCAGAUCGGGUUUGGAACUAAAAAGGAAGGAAGGAAGGAGACCGAAAGGAGGAGUGUACAGCCAGUGUUUCUCGCCUUCCGCAGAUCAGAGGAGCCAGACAGUACAGAAAAUCCACAGCAGUGUUGCUCGCUGUCAAGCUAGUCUCAGUGAUUCUACUCAGAUGCUGUAGGGGAAGCCACAAAGAGGCUGUCUCUCUCAGGAGGAACAGAUGAGUCCAUACAGCAUUCCUAGAAAUCUCAAUGCAGUUUCCAUUAGGGGAAAAAAUGGACAAUUUUUAUAACAUGUGUAAUAGCACAGUAAUUGAGAUUGAGCAUCCAGUUUUUUUCUCUAACACUUUUUAUCCCAGCAACUGAAAAAAUGGCUAACUUGGCUUUUCGUAAUCGUUCAAAUCUUCAUCGUGGCUUUCCCAGAGAUGAUGAUGUGACUCCAAGAGCCGGUGCCUGUCCUUGUUCUGAGCCACACCGUGAUUCUGUGCCACUUCCUGACCGCAGAGAGCCCGGCUGGAACUUGUGUGAAAUGACCAUUUUUGUAUAUGUGCCAACAGGACAAACAUUUUAAAUAGAAAAAUCCUUUCAGAAAUGAGUAGCAAAGCCCCACCCCCAGCGUGUUCUUCUCAAACCUAAAAGACAGGCCAAGAAAUCAAGCUUUGCAAGUAGAAGGCUCAGUUUUCCUGUUUUAUACCUGCUGAACAUGGGUACGUAAACACAAAUGAAUUCUUCCCUCUUUUUUUUCUUUGGGAUCAUGAAGGUAGCUGGGGAUGCUGUCAGGCAAUGCUGAGGACGAGACAACACUAGAGAGUUGCUGUGGGUCAUGGAGUCAGCCCAGCUUACUGUGGGGUGCUGGUGGGAAGGGUCCUUGAAACUGGAAGAAACAAAGACACUGGACUGGAGAAAAUGCACAUAGAAGUUCACUGGAAAGUUAGUUUGCACUUAAGCUCUGAUUUUAUUUGAACUGUUUUCUGGUUUUUGAAUGAAGCAAUAUGGAAGUGACCAGCAAAAUACAAAAUAAUAAUUUUAAAUUUUAAAAACUUAAAAAAAAAAAAAAAAAAAAUUAAUUGUAUGUAAAGGAUGACUGUGGAAAUGCCAAAAUGAAGCAAAUUGAGUCUUUGGUACAACAUCCACCAGUUUGGAAGUGCAUCACAUUGACUGUUUCAGAGAGCACAGUGACACAGCAGCUAGCUCUACUGCUGCCACGCGAAGGACAGCACAGCGAGCCCUGGAAGGGAUCCGAGGAGGGGAAAGCCUUGCUCCGGCACGCAGCACAGUGCAGAAUGCUUUUUUUUCUAACAGGGGGAUUACUCUGUCACAGAAUGCAGUGUAUACAUGACAUUUGCUAAGUCUGCGUGUGCAUGUGAUUCUCAGAGCUUUCAGUCACAAAAUGUGAAUCGGUAUGAGUUGGCCUCCCUGCGCUCAGUUCUGCGUUCAUCAGCCUCGGUUUUUAGAUAGACACCCAUACAACCCUCCUCCUGUUGGUAAGGAUCCUCUAGCCAUGGUUUGGGGUUUGUUUUGCAGAUGGGAAGCGUGGAACACAGGCCAGUGCUGAUGGCUCGCUCCUGGUGUGUGCCAACACCUGCUGUGUGAGCAUUUGUGCACCUGGUUCCCACCAAAAAUGUGCAGGCUGCAUUAGGUACCUGCAUAGAGCAGUCUGUGUCUCAUUAAGGCCUUUAAAAGGGGAGGGCAGUGUUAGUUUAUGCACUUCAGUACUAUUGAUGUCAAGAUCUCUGGGGUAACCCAGAAACAAAACCAGCAACAACCAGUAGUGUGGAGAUAGCAUCCACAAUCCUGCCUAUGAACACAGCCUGCAGUACUGACUGCAACCCUGGUGGCUUUGGGGCAGCUUGACAACAGGUAGGAGGAGGUUUUGAAGCUGGGUGGUUGGCAGGCAUGGCAGUGGAAAGGAAACGUGCGCGAUUGCUGAGCCAGUGCUGGUUCUGCCGACAGCCUGAUCCCACGCCACAUACGCCUAGGCCACCUCGAGGUAGUCGAGCUCAGCUCCAGUUGCAGGGCACUGCUAGGUCUGCUGUGUGAGGCUCUUCAGAGCUACUGAAGGGAGGAACUGGACCAGAUGGGAACAGAAAAAUGACCAGCACACCACUGAGGUGAGAUCAGUGAUUAGGGAAUGUCACACAGCUCAGUGGCCAUGUCUCCUCCUGACUCCCUCUGUAACUUCCUGAUUCUGAUGGGUAACAGAGGAUGGCACAUGGCGUGCCAGGGACCCUGCUCCAGGAAGGUUUCCUGGUAACAAUGCUGAAACACUGAGAAGUUGGGCUGCAGUGCCAGGCUGCCUGGGGAUGAAGACCGGCCAAGGACUGUGGAGGGCAGGUUCUAGCUUCACAGAAGCGGCCAAGGUGCGGUAGGUAGGUAAAGCAGAGGGGAAAGGUGGUCAGUUUAUCCCCUGAAAAGAUUGUACAAGAGGGUAACUCCAAGGCUUUACUGCUUGUGUAUGAAUUCAGAGAGGGGCAUGUGAAAGCUACUGGGGCCAAGGCACGUGUGUCUCCACAAAGAGACAGCUGUUCAUGGAAGGUGGAGACCUGCUCAUUUCUGUGGUAAGUAGGACUGGUGUUAGAACUAAUGAAAAUGUAAAUAACAGCUUUCUGUAACAUUUUAGCAUUUCUUACAUAGCUUGAAUUAUUUAUUCCUUUUAGUCGUUGUCUGUGGGUAAGGCGCUCUUGGUAGCGUGGAAACGCAGCGUUCCUUGGAGGGAGGCAGCACGUGGGGCUGGCUGUCACCUGGCACUGGGGGCUGUCCACACACAGCGCAUUUUGUCAGCAGGGAGCUGUAGGUAAGCAGCAGAAUUAUUUUCUCUGUCUCUGAUGAAAUCUCUGGUCCUGUGGCGGGACCUACACACAGCGCCAUCAGCUCCCACAGAUUCUCAUAGGCAGACAUCUAUUGGUCAAUGCUUUCCUUUUGCUCACGCACAAAAGAGGUGCGCUGCUUCUCAAGAGCAGGUACCUCUAUCAGCCUUAGUUUGAGUCAACUGUGCUAAACAAAGGAGAGCAGCAGCUGGUUUUCACCUGAUCUCUUGCAGUGAUGUUGCCAGCGGAGCUGAAAGUUUGUUGUGACAGAAGUGGAAGCUGCACUUCCUUGAUUUGCUCUAAAAAACAAAUAUUAAUUUUGUUUUUCUACAAAAUGGUUAAGGAGUUGAGCAUACAUGCUCAGAUGUAGUGCAGUAUUUACAACUUGUCUUGAGUGCAUAGCAGCGAUUGGAUCACAUGGAUCAGCUUUAGGUGCCCUCAGCUCAGCUGUCCUUCUUUUCCUGCAGAGCAAAAAGUCUCCAGGGCUGGCCCUUGAUCCCACCACUUACCUGGAAAAAAUGCAGUGAGUUUAUUUGAGGUGGGUAGCGAGGAGAAUGGUGUGUGCAGGGCAGCUGCCUCACUGCUGCUGGGGCCUGUGCAAACCAGUGCUUAUUGCCAGUUGAGAGCUGGGUGGGAGGCGCAAGCUCAGGUAGGUGUUCAUCUCCUUAGAAGGCUCUUGAGCUCAAAUGGGACUUGGAGAAAACAGGCUUUAACAAAGACUAGUCAGGCCUCUGGUGAUAAGUGACCUCUAGGGCUCUUAAAGACCAUCAUCUCAGAUCAGACAGCAUCACCCGAAGUUCUCUUCUGCCAGUGUUUAUAAGAAAUGUUGUUAAUUGCAAUAAUAUAAAAAGACUGAACGCAUAUUCAUUUCUAGCUCUGUCACCUGUAGUCUUUCCAUUAUGUUGGAUUGCAGACCUCUGCAGCUGACAGAACAGGUCAUGUGUUGUUACACAUUCUAGAUUUGGGUUCAGAUGUCACUUCUGAAAGCCAGGGCUGUACACAGGCAGGGGCUGGGUGGCUGCAGUAGUAUGUUUCCUUGCACACACGCUGUCCACGAGGGCAGCCUCAGCUGCUCAGAACAUGCCCUUGUUUUUAUUUUGAGCCUUUUGCUACAUGUUACACAAGUAGAAAUGGCCGCCAUUACAAUGGGCUUUUCAAAUCACAAAUAAAUGAGUGUUCCACCAUUGGAAGGAACUCUGGAAUGCCCAAGAGCACAGGUGGACACAAGUCACCUCAGUGAAGCACAAGGUCACACUCCACCUGACAAAGUGAGAGGGGAGAUGACUGGAAGGUAAGGCUGAAGGUAAGGCAUCUCUGUUUGUCCCACGGCCGUGGCUGGUAUCUGUGUGUAGGCUGGUACAAGGCACUCUGGGAACUAUUUAAGUCUGACUGACGGCAGUGGGGCUUUAUGAAAAGCAAAGGCAGGCUGAAGUGGUGAGCCCAGCUGGGGGCUCACCUUUGCUUAGCCAAGAGGAAUUAGGAAGCAUGAAGAGUUAGCACUACUUUUUUUUCCCUCUUUGAAAUUACAGAGCUUUGGACCGUAGAGAGGGAUUUUAGAGAUGUGUAAGGCCACGUGAGUAGUUGCAUCCCAGUUCUUCCCCCUCCUGUUGAAAAAAGCCAUGAGAUUGUGUUCCAAAUGUGUUGUGGAUGGAAC